AUGCCUCACUCAGUAUCUCCCCCCGGCUCAGCGCCCCGAAAUGACGACGAGGCCAUGCCCGAUGCCCCUACAGAGGGCAAUGGAGUUAAACUAGAAGACAUGUUUGACGAUGACGAUGAUGAAGAAUUUCCGGCGUCAAGCGCACCUGCGCAGGAUGUCAAAAUGGAGAGCUCGCCAGUACCUAUACCGGAGCCGAUGCCAACUUCAUCCGGCGUGGAUCCGGAUGUCAUGCUCGCCUUUUACCAGCGCCUUUUCCCCUUCCGAUAUCUCUUUCAAUGGCUCAACCAUGGAGUUGUGCCCACUCGAGACUUUGGCAACCGCGAGUUUGCAUUGACACUCCAGAAUGAUGCAUAUCUUCGAUACCAGUCAUACCCAACCGCAGACCUUUUUCGGAAAGAUAUCUUGAGAAUGAACCCCUCCCGUUUCGAAAUUGGUCCCGUUUACAGCACGAACCCCCGAGACCGCAAGACCCUCCGCGGGGGGCAGAUGAAACCGGUCUCUAAAGAAUUGGUUUUCGAUAUUGAUAUGACUGAUUACGAUGAUAUUCGAACAUGUUGCUCUGGCGCUAGCAUUUGCGCCAAAUGUUGGGCGUUCGUCACAAUGGCUAUUAAAGUGAUCGACGCUGCGUUACGGGAGGAUUUCGGCUUCGAACACAUCCUUUGGGUCUAUUCCGGUCGUCGUGGUGCUCACGCGUGGGUCUGUGAUCCCCGCGCUCGAAACAUGUCAGAUGAUCGUAGGAGGGCUAUCGCUGGUUAUCUUGAGCUUGUAAAGGGAGGCUCUUCAAGUGGCAAGAAGGUCAAUGUGAAGCGCCCUCUACACCCUCACAUUAAUCGCAGUCUGGAUAUUCUGAAGAACGGCUUUGGGCAGACAACACUUGUCGAUCAAGAUACAUUCGCAAGUCCUGAGCAGUCGGAGAAGCUUCUCAAUCUGCUUCCAGAUAAAUCGCUCAACGACGCCCUGCGCAGGAAAUGGGAUUCAUCUCCCGAUCGCCCCAGUACCAACAAAUGGGCCGAUAUCGAUUCUUUGGCGAAAACAGGAAAAAGCAGCACAUUGAACACCAGUAUCCUGCGUGAUGCAAAGCAGGAUAUCGUAUUGGAAUAUACCUACCCGCGUCUUGAUGCGGAAGUCAGCAAGAAAAUGAUUCACUUGUUGAAGAGUCCAUUUGUUAUUCAUCCUGGUACUGGCCGAAUCUGUGUUCCCAUCGAUCCCAAGAAAGCAGAACAAUUUGAUCCUCUCUCUGUUCCGACAGUUCUGGAACUACUUGGCGAAAUUGACACUUAUGAUGCGACACACCCGGCAGGUACAGGGGAGGUCGACAUGCCUGGUGUAGAGGGUAGUGCAGCUAAUGGUUCUGACACGAAGGGUUCUCGAAAAAUGCAUGACUAUGAGAAGACUAGUCUGAAGCCCUACAUUGACUUCUUCCGAACCUUUAUUGCGAACUUGCUUAAGGAGGAACGGACUGUCAAGCGGGAGCGGGAUGAGUCUGGUCCAGCAGUGAAAGCUGAUCCAAUGGAGUUCUAA
This is a messenger RNA of Penicillium angulare, 1521 nucleotides long. Its product is annotated as DNA primase subunit PRI1. Gene Ontology annotation, biological process: DNA replication, synthesis of primer. NCBI's taxonomy places the organism in Eukaryota, Fungi, Ascomycota, Eurotiomycetes, Eurotiales, Aspergillaceae. The record is from RefSeq and is a predicted model, not a curated record. The coding region runs from base 1 to 1521 and encodes 506 amino acids. Gene Ontology annotation, cellular component: alpha DNA polymerase:primase complex. The transcript is spliced from 3 exons.